GAGAGAACCGGCGAGAGUCCGCGGAGCAUUGCCCAGUGGGGCGCCAGGGCCGCCGCGACCGCCCCUUCUCCGGGGACUGGGCAGAGGAGAUCCGCCUCCCUGAGGGACCGAGAGGAGCAGGACCUUCGUGCUCAAAAGGUGCGGAAGAACUGAGUCCCUUGCCACUGAGGCUACCUGAGACCAAGUGGAGCCAUGGCAGGGCAUGGCUGUCUGGGGCUGGGGCUGUUCUGCUGGGCCCUGCUUGCUCUUCCCGUGGGCCCCCAGCCUGCUUCCUCAGUCCCAGGCGCCCCUCUCACUACUUUGACCCCACCUCCUCAAAGUGAGGCCUCUGUGCUCUCUCUCAACCUGGGACUUAACUUCAAAUUCCACCUUCGGGGACCUGCUGCUGCCUGGGGGAGCCCUGUCAUGGAGACUCGGCCACUGUCUCCUGGGCCGAGCCAGGAGCUGGAGGAAGAGGUGGCCAGUGGACUGAGGACUGAUCCCCUUUGGGAACUGCUGGUGGGCUCCCUUGGGAACUCCCCCCCAGAGUGGGGUUCUGCUGAAGGCAGCCCUACCCCCUGGGCCUCCUCCCUGCCUCUAGAAUCGACAUCCCCUCUCUCUGGGCCCACCAACCGGCCUACUGCUCCCUAUCAGCCCAGGACGGGCACUGUGACCUGGGACACUGCUCUGACAGCUACAGCACCUCCAUCCAGUGCCUCCAGGCUCCCCCAGACUGAGCUGGAGCUGAAGUUUGACAUGGCGCUGAGAGCAGGCGCAGCCCCCACACUUGGGCAUCGAACUCUGCCCCUGCUGCCCAGCCUGCGGGCCAGUCUGGCGGAGAUUGCUGGACGCCUGGGACCCUUUGGGUUCUUUGGCACUACUUUGUCCCCACUUCGGAACUUCUCAGAUGCAAGCCCCACAGGUCCAACUACACCCCUACGCUCUGCCUCCAGAAUCUCAGAUUCUCCAGGGCUCUUUGGCACCACUCUGUCUCCACCCCCAUCCACCCUGGAGAGAAAGCUCCCAAGCCCAGGCCCACUAGACCCAACUGCUUCCCUAAGCUCUGCUUCGAUUGCAACAGCAUCACUAGACUCCACCAGCCCCACCUCUGGUCCGGAUGAGCCCUCUCCUGCCAGCCUUGGGAACCCUUCUGUGCAGCCGGAGUGUGGGCCAGGGUCCUGCAGCGUUGGAGAAUUGCCUGACCCCGAGGGGCAGCCUCCUGCGGCCCCGCUGUCCCUCUUUUUCCUAACCCUGGAGGCUGACUGGGCAGAGGCCAGGGCUCGCUGGGGGUUGGCCUGGGAGGCCCAUGUGUAUGGGGUAGGCGCCCUCUUCGGCCUGGUGGCCCUGCUGGCCCUGCUGGCCCUGGCCCUCCUGCCCUGGCGCUGCCCUCCUGGCGCCCCCUGCCUGGCGCUGCUGGACGUGCUCCUGCUCUCGGCUGGGACCACGAGGGCUUUCCCGCUCUUCUACGACGCCUAUGGGCACCGCGACCGGCUGCCGGCGCUCGCCUGGCUGCUGCUGCAGGACCUUCCGCUGCCUUGCCUGGCCGCCGGCCUGGGGCUGGCCUGCCUGCUGCUGGCCCGGCCGCGCCCGCCGCGGUGUCCCGCCGGCCUGGCUGCGCUGCUGCUCCUGGGCCUGGCGCUGGCGGCGGCCGCAGCCCUCGGGAGCGCCAUCCACCGCCCGCUCAGGCCCUUGCGGCUCGCCUCCCGCGGGCUGCACGCCUUCCUCGCCGCCCUCCUGUCCGGGCUCCUGCUGGCGCUUUCCUGCUGGGGGGGCCGGCGGCGGCGGGCCGGAGCGCCCCUGGGAGGGUCCGGCUUCAAGGGCGCCACCCCACUGCCGCAGGCGCGCAGCCCCUUCGCCCCGCGGGAUUCCUGGCGGCGCGCGGCGCGCACGGCCCCGGUGGCGGGAACCUUCGGGUUGCUGAGCGGAGCCCUGCAGGGCUACGAGGUGCUGCACGCCCUGGGCUACGGCGGCCAGCCUGGCCUGGAGGGGCCUUGGCCUUGGUGGGCCUUCCAGCUAGGCCUGCGCCUGGGCGAGGUGGGCGUCGCUCUCCCGUUGGCGCUGCUGGGCCUCUAUCCCGCGCUCUGCAGCCCCCGCGUGCCGCCGCGCUGUUGGGCCAAACUCUUCCGCUUGUCCCCGGGCCACGCGGCCCCGCUGCUGCCCGGACGCUGGGUCACCGGGCUCCCGGACAAGGAGCCUCUGGGUAGCGCCAUCGCGCGCAGAGACGCGGAGCUGCUGCAGCUAUGCGCCUUGGCUGGGCCUGGCCCCGACCUCCUACUCCAGGGAGGCGCCUGCCGGGGCUUCGAGGGGGCAGCAGCCAACCCGGCCCCCUCCCCAGCCUCCUCCCCUUGCAGCGAUUACACCGUGGACUUCCGCCCGCCCUCCCCAAUCAACUUGCGGCGCAGCAUCGAGGAGGCCCUCUGCAGCGAGGCCCUGCUCACCCCGGGCCUCUUCCAGGGUCCUGCCUUCGGGGAAGCCCUGCCUGGGCUCGGCCUCUACAGCACCGCCUCGCUGGGGCCAAAGACCGGGUCUGGGCCCAGCGGGAGGUCCGAGGAGGCCCGGGGCACCCCCGUGCUCCCGGAGCCUUCCUCUCCUGGGGCCUGGCCUACUGGCAGUAGCGCAUCAUCAGGCUCGCUGUGCGGACUCUCCCGGGACAGCUCGUCCAUGCUGCUAUGCUCCAGCCCAGACAGGCCCCCGCGCUGUCCGCUGGUCUGCGUCCUCAGCCCCCCACGGCCCUCAGAAAGCAGCCUUAGCCUCCCAGCCUCAGGAUCCUACCAGGCCCUGUCCCCAUCCUCCCGCGACUCCCCAGAGCCUGCUUCUGAGCUGCAGGCCGAAGAGGCCUUGCUGCAGGAGCAAUUCCUGGACGCCUGCAGACAGAUCGACGAGCUGAGCAUGGGCAGCGACACCAUAGACCUAUGAAGAGAAAGCCCUCCCGGUGUCCGACCGUAGGCCCCUUUCUGGCGCCUGCUCUGCCCAAGACCGGCACACUGUAACCCUUCCCCAGUCCUGCCUGGCUCCGAUAACUCUCCCUGUUUCCUUCCCUAUCCAGGGGUCCUGAGUGGAUGGUCAGCGGCCAGGCUCUGUUGAUUGGGAAUUAGUGCCACCUUCUCUGAAGCCCUGUGUGCUGAUGCCCUCAGCUGCAACUCUAGGCUGGCAGGGAUCCCACUUUCCUUGGCCUUCACCAGCAAUAAAGCUCCAAGGUGCUCCACUCCCGAAUGCCACUCCCCACUCUGGUGCUGAGUGAGAGGGACUAUCUUCAGAAGACCUUAGGAUGGUCCUCAGUCCUCAUACCCACCUCUGCCAUGCCCAGGAACCCCAUCCCUGCGUGAGUGAGACUCCCUGUUCUCCACAUGACCCUUCCCUCUAGAGGGGUCCAUGGCCCAUCUAGGAGACUCUACAGCUGUUGGGUGGUAGGUGAGGGCUAUCAGAGUUAAUUUAUCAAUAAAAUAUUUUCAGAGGA
Molecule: messenger RNA, 3436 nt
Organism: Molossus molossus (Pallas's mastiff bat)
Lineage: Eukaryota; Metazoa; Chordata; Mammalia; Chiroptera; Molossidae
Gene: PRRT4
Product: proline rich transmembrane protein 4
Exons: 5
Coding region: 193-2895 (900 amino acids)
Source: RefSeq, a predicted model, not a curated record